AGCUAACUAGGUGGCCAGACCUCAUCUACCUGCUGAUAAAAAAAACUACCCAGGCAGUUGAACUGAUGAUAUAUGGAUAUAUUGUUUACCUCGAAAUGUGUUCUUUUUCUUCUUUCUGCAUCUGCAACUGUCUGGUCUGGUCCCAUCUCGCCACCUUUCAGGGAUUCACCAUAUCGUUAGUCAAUUUCUCUUUAAAAUUUUGCUUAUUCUAAGUUCAAUGACACUAAUAUGAACAUUUCCUGGCAACUAGCUUCAAACAAAGAGGUCAUAUAUAUAUAGAAGCACAAAGAUUUUUUCCCCAUGGAAAGUUGAUCAUCCACUCCGUACGUUUUCGUAAUCUCAAUCGUCGAACAUCCCUGCAUAUUUCCCAGUUUUACGAAACUAGGUUGAUCGGAAACGCACUGCAUGCAUGUCCUUCUUGAACAGGAUGAACUCCUUUACGACCACACUUCUAAUAGUUUGAGUACCAUACGUAAAUCUUGUUAAAACCCACUAACUCACACCACUAUUUAAGCCAGAUUGACUCCUCCUUUUGUAAUUUACCUCAAACAUGAUAAUAAUUAGUUGAGUACGUUACCACUUCCAUAUUUUCUGACUUCAAACCAUACCGGCAAUACAACCACAUAACUACUCACAUGAAGAUGUUUACUUAUCCAAGUGGACAAAACCACAUUGAUCCCAAAUAGGGAAAAAUGCAGUUGCAAGUAUAGAAUAGAUCAUCGUUGCACACACGAAAGUACACCAAACCACUCCUACUAUACAAGUGGAACCAACCAACAAAACCUUCUUUUGCCUUUCAACUUUUGUCUUCAUCCCUAACUUCCCCACACACACUCUGAAAUUUAACCAACUUAUCUAUCAACUCACAACUUCUGUCACAGAAGAGAGAGAGAGGGAGAGAGAGAGUGAGAGAUGAGAGAGAGAGAGGUCCCAUUUCUAGCACCUCUCCACUCUUAUUUAUAGCAACCAUAUUUCCCUCACAAAAUUUGAGCACCCUUUCCUUCAGUUUCUUCUCUUAUCUUCACUGUUGUCAUCAACAAUGGCUGCUGCUACUGCUCUCUCUUUAGCUCUGCUCUUUCUACUACUGGUAAUUCUCAGUAACCCUUCUUCAGCCGUUAAUGCUCAACAAAACCCACCUAGCCCUGGCUACUUCCCUAGCUACAGAGCACAAUCCGUUGAUUUCAACCAAAAGUACAGAACCCUUUGGGGUCCUCAGCACCAGAGACUUGACCAGGACGCAUUGACGAUUUGGCUCGAUCGUUCCACAGGAAGUGGGUUCAAGUCGGUUGAGUCAUACAGAUCGGGAUACUUCGGUGCUUCAAUGAAGCUUCAGCCCGGCUACACCGCCGGCGUCAUUACUUGUUUCUAUUUGUCGAACAAUGAGGCGCACCCAGGGAAGCACGACGAGAUCGACAUCGAGUUCUUGGGUACGAUUCCUGGGGAGCAGUACACGUUGCAGACGAAUGUGUACAUUAGGGGAAGUGGGGAUAGGAACAUCAUAGGCAGAGAGAUGCAGUUCCAUCUCUGGUUCGACCCUACUCAGGAUUUCCACAAUUACGCUAUCCUUUGGGACCCUAGUGAAAUUAUAUUUUUCGUGGAUGAUGUGCCAAUCAGGAGGUAUCCACGGAAGAGCGACGCGACGUUCCCAGAGAGACCAAUGUGGGUGUACGGCUCGAUCUGGGACGCCUCGGAUUGGGCCACGGAUCAUGGCAGGUAUCGAGCCGAUUACAACUACCAACCUUUCGUCGGUAGGUACAAGGGGUUCAAGAUCGGAGGCUGCACCGUCGACGCGAGUCCCGGAUGUUGGGCGACGUCCGGGUCGCCGAGGGGGUUCGGGGGGUUGAGCUCGCAACAGGAGAGAGCCAUGGUCUGGGUGCAGAACAACUACAUGGUGUACGACUACUGUUCUGACCCACAGAGGGAUCACACCCACACGCCUGAGUGUUAGUGCAAGCUAGUACUACAUCGGCGAAGUAAAUUGUCACAAAGUUUAAUAACGAUAAAGCUGUAAUUAUGAAAUAUUUGCCCAUAAAAAUUGGGGAUUGAAGUGUGUGCAUUUGGAUAGUGAAGAAUUGGGAGCCAUGGAGGGUUAUUUGGGAUGUGGUGAGGAUGGUCCUCAAAGUUAACUACUUUUGCAAAGAGUAGUUGAGCAUCCAAGCCCUAAGUGUCUCCUAACUUAUUUGGUUUGUUGUUGUUGUUUAGGGGAAUAUUGGACAAUCAAGUUAAUAGGUCAAUAAUUUUGAUGUGUGUUUUGUACUAUUGUCCUUGUGUUGUCAUUACUAAUGAGUAAUGAUGCAACAAUAAUGAUGAACACGUCCACAUAAAAUUUGGAGGGAUUUCGUAUGAAGAACAUGUGGAUGCUCUGACAAAAGGAUAUGGGAAAAGGAAGGUGGUGGUGGGGAUGGGAAAUGGGUGUUUGGAUUGAGAUUGGCUUUGGCCCAUGAAGUUGAUAAAAUGGAUUUAAAGAUAGAAAGAGAUUGGUUCCUAUUCAAUUCAAUGUGGUUUUGGGGGGUGUUUCUCCUUUUUGUCACCCAUAUGUUAAUAAUUCACAAUAUGAGAGGACUUGAUUAGUGAAUUGUAGUUUAUGUUUGGAUGGUGAAAGAGAAAAUGAAAAAGAUUUAUAACGAGAAUGAGGUUACAUUUAUGAUGAAUGAAAGGAUGAGCCAUAAUUGUUGAUUCUCAUAUGGUCUCAUUAAAUUUAAUCGGCGGAGUUUUGUUGAGAUCUUUCUGUGUUAUGAUUGUUGUUGUUCUCGUCAACCAUUUCCAUCUAGCUCUCAUAAAACGGUAACAGAUCAUAUACGUCUAAUUAAACAAAAUAGGUUUGUAAUAGUAACGACGAAAAACAUACGCCGUUUGUGAGGGGAUGGAUCGCGCAUGUGAUCGAAUAUAUAGCUAAAAAAGGUUGGUUGCAAGAAGUUCUUUGAUAGGGCGUGAUGACUGGCAAGGGCCACACCCGACGAUAAUUUCCUGUGUAAAAAGAAGUUAAAUCAUAUGAAAAAAAAACAUCAAAGUGAGUAAUGAACAAGUACACAUUUUAUGUCAACCAUGCAUAAAGAAAAAAAUGACGCCAACUUAGUAUGGUUUCUCCGACGAUCGGGUCUAACUAUCCUACGAGAAAGGAGAAAGUUCCCAAGCUAUAUAAGUUACAUUGUGCUAAUGUACAGUCGAAAAUGGUCAAACCUUUUGAACAUUCUCAUCGUUUCUUUGCCAUAAUGGUCUUCUUCCCAUACCUAGAAAGCAAAGCAACUCCUUAUUAGAUUCUCUCACCUGGCCAGGUUAUGGACCAUAGUACUUUGUCUGUCUGUGUCGCCUGAUAUCUGAUCACAUGUGUGGACUGUGAAUCGUAUAAUGGAUUUUUCCCCUCGACCACUUUCUCUCACUCUUUCUUUUGGCACAGACAAAAAAGAAUUUCGUAUAAUCGUGGGUCAUGCUCAUACAAAGCUAAGCCCGGCCCAUCAACUUUCAGCCCAUCUGGUUGAUCUGGAUUGUGCUGAGCGAAUUCCAUAAGAAGGCAGUAAUAUAGGACACCCACUUCGACAACAUGGACUGGCCCAUGGGCCAUGAGUACUUACAAUUGGAUUACCCUAAGGUGUGAGUACGGCCCAUGAAUCACGGUUUAAUUUGGAGUCGUUUGUCCAGUAAUGAGCUACACCCACUAAAAGAAGCGUUUUACGAUAAUAUAUAUAAAAACUGAGUUGAUAAACUAACAAGCAACCGACCUUAGCUCAGUUGGUAGAGCGGAGGACUGUAGUGGUUAGAUCUGCCAGUUAAUCCUUAGGUCACUGGUUCGAAUCCGGUAGGUCGGAAUUUUUUUUUUCUUCAUUCCACGUGUAUUUAUUUCAUCAGAAAAAUAUGAAUAUCCAUUGCCUGUCAAUAUAAGGCCCGUAGCCCA
Molecule: messenger RNA, 3892 nt
Organism: Linum trigynum
Lineage: Eukaryota; Viridiplantae; Streptophyta; Magnoliopsida; Malpighiales; Linaceae
Source: the annotation of a GenBank genome assembly